AUGUCAUCCAGAAACCUGGCUGUGGGGAUCUUCUUCCUGUCCCAGACUGCCCUAGGAAUGCUGGGAAACUUGGCCUUACUUUGUUGUUUUAUUUUUGCUGACUUCACUGGCGUCAGGAUGAAGCCCAUGGACAUGAUUGUCAAACAUCUGACCCUGGCCAACAUUGUGGUUCUCUGCAAAGGAAUUCCUCAAACAAUGGCUGCUUUUGGUCAGAGGUAUUUUCCAGAUGACAUUUCAUGUAAACUUAUGUUUUAUUUUCAUAGAGUUGCCAGGGGAGCAUCCCUUGGUUCCACAUGCCUUUUGAGUGUCUUUCAGGCCAUCACUAUCAGCCCCAGUAAUUCCAGCUUGGCACAGCUCAAGUUUAAAGCCCCUAGGAUUAUUGGUCCUUCCCUGGGCCUCUGCUGGGUCCUGUACCUACUUGUAAAUAGCUUCAUUAUUAUGACAGUGACUGACAUAAGAAAUAAAGGAAAUCUUACUGAAUUUAGACAAUUUGUGUACUGUUUUGUAGUAAACAUUUCCAAACUUUCCAAAUUUUACAUUAUAUAUCUGAUCCUAUUGGUCUUCAAUGAUGUCGUGUAUUUGGGACUUAUGAUAGGAGCCAGCGGCUCCAUGGUGUUGAUCUUGUUCAAGCAUAAGCAGAGGGUCCAACAUAUCCACAGAUCCCUGUCUACUAAGUCAUUCUCUGAGACCAAAGCCACACAAAGUAUUCUUACACUAAUGAUCAGCUUUGUGGUCCUUUAUGGAAGCUCUGUGAUCUUAAUUUUGUAUUUUCCCUUUCAGGAUGUAACACAUACAUGGCUGGUCAAUGCCAAUGUGGCCAUGAAUGCGUGCUACCCAGCACUCUGUCCCUUUCUGCUCAUCAGACACUAUACUAGGGUUUUUCAGCUCUGCAGUACUUGA
Psammomys obesus (fat sand rat) is the source of this 900-nucleotide messenger RNA. Its product is annotated as vomeronasal type-1 receptor 4-like. Gene Ontology annotation, molecular function: pheromone receptor activity. Bases 1 to 900 code for a protein of 299 amino acids. The record is from RefSeq and is a predicted model, not a curated record. Gene Ontology annotation, cellular component: membrane. Gene Ontology annotation, biological process: G protein-coupled receptor signaling pathway. Lineage: Eukaryota; Metazoa; Chordata; Mammalia; Rodentia; Muridae. The transcript has a single exon.